UUAUAAAAGAAAGUCUGCAGCUUUGUAAAAACAGUGCCGUCCUUUGUUUCUUGGUUAUAGCUAAACCUCUGUAAUCUUCCUCAAACAUAGAAACCUGAAAAACCCAUUAAAGUCUCGAUCAUCUAUAGGUGAUUCCGUUAUCUGGGUUGCUUUAGUUCUUUGAAUCUGAAAUUGGGUAACACUUAUCUUUACCAGCCAACUCUGCUCCAGAUUAGAUCUUAUGGACUGCUAUUUCAGGAGUGUUAUUGAUGAUUUUGUUGUCCCCAAGGACCAAGGAAUAUCAGAUAGGCUUCCAUCACCACACUGUUUUUUGAAUUGGGGAAUAAGGGCUCCUGAAAGUUAUGGGUUAGCUAAUAAAUGUUUUCUUAUGGAUGCAAGUUUGUCUCAAAGAGAAAUGAACCCCAGUGGUGAAGUAUUAUGUGAUGAGGAUAGGAUGGAUGCUUCGAUUCGUGGUAACAAACAGUCUAGCAGUUUGAGUCUCUGUGAAGGUUCAGUUGAUGACAUCUUCCACCAGACCACAACUUCACGUGAUCGGCCGGACUGCCAGCUUGAUGACCUGGUUGAGAUUGAUACGAUGGAUGACAUUUUCUUGGAUUCUUUUCUUGAAGAUCUACCUCGGACUGAAAAUCCUUGGAAAUCAUUUUGUCUUUCACCUGAGUCAGAGUGCAACUCAAUGCUAGUUGAUAGUCUUUCGAAAGACAUGAUUUUAGAUUCACAAAGUUUUUCAAGUGAUGAACGUAGUAUUGGAAGCUCCAAGUAUCUCAGAACACAUGAUUUUUCUUCAGCGGUGGAUUGGAAGAGAGAAGCCAAUGCUUCACAGUUUUUGCCUUGCACGACAAUAGAGGCGUCACAGAUCAACACCUCGCUCCCCUCUGAGCAGAACAGCAUUGAUGAAUGUGUGGACAAGGAGACAUCAGUUGAGGAAUCUGUGUUGCAGGAGCUUGAAAUGGUGAUGACACAGUUGACUGAUAAGACACGAAUAUGCUUUCGUGAUGCCUUCUAUCGACUAGCAAAUAACACGGAAAAACAUACAGUGGGACAGAAACAAAUUGAAGACAUCUCUCUGGAAAUUCCUCCAUUGAUGGGUCGUACUGAGAAAGAGAGGUUUGGAAGAAAGAAAGCAACAGAGUCAGAGACCAACAUCAUCGACAGAACCAUCGCAAGCCUCUUGUUUGGUAAUAUGCAAAUGUUCGUAGAAGAUUCUCCAGUGGAGAAGACAGCAAAUGCUGGCCAAGAGGCUACCAGAGUGACAGGAACACCAAACCAUAUUCUGCAUCAGCGCUACCCUAUAUAUACGGGCGAUGCUGAAGUCCCAAUACAUGGUCAUGGACACCUACAAGCAGCGGUUGAUCAUUGCAGAGAUGUCUCUGAAAUCCCUCCAGAUAACAAGAUGGACAAAGUUUACGAUACUGGUGUUCGGAUUCAUGACUAGGAAGAGAGUGUGCUUCCAGAAGUUUGACAGUUUCUGAAUCAUGUUUGUAUUUGAAUAUGUAUAUAUUAUAUAUGUCUUGAGUAGAUGAUGAGAACCCAAGAAUGUGGCUUAAGAAUGCAUAUAAUCGGGCUCGUCGAUAUAAGUUGAAGAUGGAUCGAGCCCAGUCAAGUCAGGAAAUUCAUGGACCCGAGGCCCAGCAGGAGGAAUCUGGAAUUAACUUGGAAGGCACGGCUGAAUAGGUUUUGUCUCAAGGAAGUUGAUAUAUCUUAUAAUUCUACUAGAGUUUCCUAUUUCUAUUAUAUAUAGUUUACUUUAUGCAGUAAGGUUAUUUAUUAGGAAGAGUUUACGAGACUAAUUCUAUUAGUAGUAGGAGAUAGUUUGGUUUGUAAAACUUAUAAAUACCCGUUCAUAGUAGGGUAGUGGUUAUGAAUUAUUCAAUAACAAAAAACACUGAGAAUUCGUUCUCACCAAUUUCCUAUCGUCU
Tripterygium wilfordii is the source of this 1916-nucleotide messenger RNA. Its product is annotated as protein LNK3-like. NCBI's taxonomy places the organism in Eukaryota, Viridiplantae, Streptophyta, Magnoliopsida, Celastrales, Celastraceae. Gene Ontology annotation, biological process: regulation of DNA-templated transcription; circadian rhythm. Bases 221 to 1432 code for a protein of 403 amino acids. The record is from RefSeq and is a predicted model, not a curated record. The transcript is spliced from 6 exons.